This is a messenger RNA of Linepithema humile (Argentine ant), 1128 nucleotides long. RefSeq names its product trans-2,3-enoyl-CoA reductase Sc2 (gene Sc2). The record is from RefSeq and is a predicted model, not a curated record. Gene Ontology annotation, biological process: very long-chain fatty acid biosynthetic process. Gene Ontology annotation, molecular function: protein binding; oxidoreductase activity, acting on the CH-CH group of donors. Lineage: Eukaryota; Metazoa; Arthropoda; Insecta; Hymenoptera; Formicidae.
GAAAUCGAGAGAGAUGACAGUGGCAAAAGUGUGAUCAAAGGGUGAUUGUGGUGUGUAACGAUAAUAGUGUGUUUUACGGGAAAGAGCUGUGUACAUCGCAAAAAUGGAGAUCGAAAUCCUGUCAGCAAAGUCUUCAAAGCCGAUGGCCAAUAUUAAUGUAAAUCUGAUCACUACGAUAGGAGAGAUCAAACAGCAAUUGCAUAAUUUAAAGAAAGCUCCAUAUGUCCAAAGACAGAGUCUGAGAUUGGAAGCUAGGGGCAAAGCACUUUCUGAUUCGGAAACAAUUAAAUCUUUGUCACUGAAAACAGGUGGAAAAUUGUAUUAUAAGGAUCUCGGUCCUCAGAUCGGUUGGAAGACUGUAUUUCUGCUGGAAUAUGCAGGACCGUUGGUGGUAUAUCUUUGGUUAUAUCAACGUCCAUGGUUAUUUUAUGGAAAUGUUGACACCACUAAUUUUCAUUACGUAGCAAAUUGGGCAGCAGUUGGUUGGACAGUGCAUUAUGCAAAACGUCUGUUGGAGACCUUAUUUAUUCACCGUUUUAGUCAUGCAACGAUGCCACUGCGUAAUUUAUUCAAAAACUGCUCAUAUUAUUGGCUCUUUGCUAUGUAUGUGGCAUAUCACACAAAUCAUCCAUUAUAUACGGCUCCAAGCUCUCUCCAGGUCUACAUUGGAGCAGGAACAUUUGUGCUAUGCGAACUGGGCAAUCUCAGCAUUCACUUGGCUCUGAGGAAUCUAAGGCCACCAGGCACAACAGUCAGGAAGGUCCCCAUGCCGACCGACAAUCCUUUCACGGCGCUCUUUAAAUUUGUCUCCUGUCCCAAUUAUACAUAUGAAAUAGGUAGCUGGAUUGGUUUCACUGUAAUGACUUCAUGUCUUCCAGCUGGUUUAUUCGCGCUCGCCGGUGCGUAUCAAAUGACUGUAUGGGCAUUGGGAAAGCAUAGAGCAUACAAGAAGGAGUUCUCGCAUUAUCCGAAGAAUCGUAAAGCCAUCAUUCCAUUUAUUCUUUAAGUCGAUGCAUUUAUAUGAACUUGUUCACUUGAACAACGUAGGUAUUCUUAACAUAAUAUUAUUUAAGAUUAAAAGUUGGAUAAUAUAAUUGGUCGUGAAUAUAUAAAUAACAAUCAUUUUAA